AGCAAAAAAAAAAAAAAAAAAAAAAAAAACAAAUUGAAAUUAAAACAAAAACUCUUAUUAUUCUGAGUUAUAACUUACGUACGUGGAUAGCAUAGAAUUGCUUCGGCUACGUGUAUCCAGCAACAAAUUUCAUUGUACUCAGUUGCAAGAGAGUUGACUGCCAAAGCUUACAAAUAAUAAAAAAAUAAUAAAAAAAAAAAUAAAGAAAAAAAAAUACGCGUUUUUAAAGCAAGAUUUUCAUAAUAAUAUUCAUUAUAAUAAUUUUGAGAAAAAAAGAAUAAAAAGAAUAACGAAAGACCAUUAAGCAUACAAUUCUUUUCUCCCUUUUUUAUUCCCUCCAACACAUACUGAAAAUGAACAUGAAAAUGCAUUUAUUCAUUUUAAUUACGUGUCUGGUAUAUGCAGCUUUUUCAUCACCUCAGUUUCUUACUUUCAAAGAUGGCCAAGUCGGCGUAAACUUUUUGGGCUACCAUGCUCAAGCUGGUUUGGGCGGCGGUCAGAAUCAAAAUGGUCUAUUAGGUGGCUUACACGCUUCUGCCGGUACACCGUGGGGCCAAAAUGCUGCUGCGGGACUUGGAGGCAACGUAAAUGGACGUGCUAGUGGUCUUUUGUAUGCUGGCGCGCAAUCAUCACCUGAUGUUGGUGCCAGCACGGUAUUAGCUGGCGAUACAUCAAUGGGUGGCUUUGGCGGUUCGGAAGCGCAUGCCAAUGGUCUAGUAGCAGGAAGUAGCCGCAGUGUUUCGUUUAAUGGCAAUCCACAAAAUGUGCAGCAACCGCCUGCAAUGGCAAACGAUGAUGCAAACGCUAUACAAAGAAUACGUCCACCAAAAAAAUAUCAAACGCAAUUCACGCGGCCGACAAUCAGCAGAAACGUCCCGAUCGGUGACACGCAAAGGACCCAAAUACAAAGUUUCAAUGACUCGAGUUACGUAACAAAACAACGUAAUAAAUAUCGUUAUAGGCAACGUCAUCCUAAACGCAACGAACAACGGCGAAGAGCUUAUCAAAACGGUGUCAAAACCGGCAAAACAAUACGCUCAAAAAGCGUGUAUAGAACAGUAGAAGCAACACAGAACACAUGGCCCUUGGCUGUGCAUGCACAGCAACAACAGAAAGCACAUACGGAACGUCGCCAACUUAUCGCAGAUACGCAGCCGAACGUGAACAGUAUCAACACUAACGCUAAUGCUCAAGUCAGUGCUAAUACGGAUUUCAAUACACAUUCGAACGCGAACGCUGACGCUGACGCCAAUGCUAACACGAAUGUUAAAACUGUUGUUCGCUCGCGAAAAGUCAUACAAACGCAGCCUUCUACUACUACUGGAGUAAAUUCAAAUUUGGGAAUAAGCUACAAUGCCCAAGCUAACGGUGACAUGGUUCGCAGUGCGUUGCAGAUACCUAUCGGAAUUUUGCAAUCAUUACAGCAAUCUCUGUCAGGUCUAAGCGCCUCGAAAACUGUAACGGUUAAUAAACAUAUUUCGAAAUAAU
Messenger RNA from Glossina fuscipes, 1488 nucleotides. RefSeq lists its product as uncharacterized. The record is from RefSeq and is a predicted model, not a curated record. The transcript has 6 exons. Bases 354 to 1487 code for a protein of 377 amino acids. NCBI's taxonomy places the organism in Eukaryota, Metazoa, Arthropoda, Insecta, Diptera, Glossinidae.